AUGGCCAAGCCAUCCAUCCUCAUCGUAGGCGGAGGUGUCUUUGGUACCUCCACAGCCUACCACCUCUCACAAAGAGGAUAUGAAAACGUCACGGUGCUUGAUCGCUUCGACGCACCCUCCAAAGACUCUGCGGCCACCGACCUGAACAAGGUCGUACGGGCCGACUACCCUAACCCGUUAUACGCGAAGCUAGGCAUGGAGAGCAUGCAGGAGUGGAAGGACCCCAAAUCCAUCUUUGCAGGGAUGUAUCGCGAGAGCGGCUGGGUCAUGGCGGGCCACGGCCUGACGCGGGGAUGGCUCAAUAGCGCCAUGGAGACAGCCAAGAAGGCGGGUCGCGAGGGGGUGCGGUUCAUGACGGCCGGGGAGAUGAAAACAAGGUGGCCCGCUCUGACGGGGGAGUUCCCGGACUGGACCAACCUGUGGAGUCCUGCGGCUGGCUGGGCGCCGUCCGGACAAGCUCUGUUAAGAAUGGCAAACGCCGCCAAGUCACAGGGGGUCAAAUACAUAUGUGGAGAAUCCGGUCAUGCUAAGAAGCUCGUGUUAGACGGCAACGGGAAGUGCGAGGGUGUCUUGGCCGCAGACGGGACACUGCACGUGGCGGACAUAGUUGUGUUGUCCACUGGUGCCAAUACUGCGACCCUAGUUGAUGCGAAGAAAGAAGUGGUGGCACAAACAUCAGUCAUCUGUGUGAUGAAGUUGGAGCCGCACGAGAUCGAAAGGUACAAGGAUAUGCCAAUCAUCGAUGACUUCGAGCAGGGCAUCAUCUUUCCACCAGAUGAGAAUGGCUUAAUCAAGCUAUGCAGCUGCAGAUGUCUCACAAAUUAUCGCAACAGAUAUGUUCCAGGGGCUUCUAUCCUCCACUCGUUAGGCGAUUAUCCAGACGACGGAUGCCCUAAGGAAGUCGAAGAUGAAAUGCGUACGUUUGUUAGAGAGAUAAUCCCAGAGCUGGCUGACCGGCCGUUCAUCUCUUCCAAAAUGGACGGUCUAGCCGGUGAUCUCAACUUCAGAAUCUGCCCUUACCCCGAAACUCAGAACUUGUUCGUCGCGACGAUUGGAUCAAAUCACGGAUUCAAGUUCCUCCCAGUCAUUGGCAAGUACGUCGCCGACAUGCUCGAGGGGAAAUUGGGUAAGGAAUGGCAGGAUCUGUGGGCUUGGAAAUUUGGAAAGGUUCCUGAUGAUUUUCAAGAUCCUCACCCAUGGCCGCUCCGCGAUAUCUCAGACUUAUCAGGCUGGAAAGGCCGGAAUGCGGCUGGUGAUGGCAAACUCCCCUGGACAUGGAGUCGCCUCUAG
Molecule: messenger RNA, 1290 nt
Organism: Colletotrichum costaricense
Lineage: Eukaryota; Fungi; Ascomycota; Sordariomycetes; Glomerellales; Glomerellaceae
Exons: 4
Coding region: 1-1290 (429 amino acids)
Molecular function (GO): saccharopine oxidase activity; sarcosine oxidase activity; flavin adenine dinucleotide binding
Source: RefSeq, a predicted model, not a curated record